CUCUUCCAUGGCGGGACGUGUCUGAACCAGCCCGGGGUGGAGCUUCGUCUGACUGUGAAGAGGGCUCGUUUUUACCGCAACAGAAGGGAAAGUAAAAGCAGCAGAUUUACAGGAAGUCCCCCCGAACUUUAACGUGGUCUUGAGAAUAUCCGACGAACUGUUGGAGUGGCUCAAUGACCAUGUCAGACUACGCUUUGAUUGGUGCAGUUUGUGGCUCCAUUUUCCAGAUUGUUUUGUGUGUGGGAGUCAUCAGCGGCUGUGUGUCUCUGUGCUGCUGGUGCCACAAGAGGUGUCGGAGACGUCGACCUCAAAAUGGGGUGAACGUUAUAUAUGUCCCUGCUCCAGUGCCUCCUGAAGGAUAUCAGCUGUCUUUACCAAACUACUAUUCUGCUCCUGUGUCACCUCCUAACAUUGGCCCGCCAUUACCCACUACACCACCACCAUCGUACCAGGAAGCUACUUCUCCUGGGCUUUAUCCUUUGGACAUUUCUCAAAGACCACCACUGUACCCCAACCCUCCUUCACUGGGCCAAAACUCACAACAGCCUCAUAACCCUGAAUAUUGUCUUCCCAAAUAUGACCACAGAUGAGCCAAGUUCACCUUUUAAUGUACACUGCCUAUACCACAGAUUUUAAUGCUAUAAUUCCACUAUGUUUAUGCCAAAGGGAUGUACUACGAAGCUAGAUCGUUGGCUAAGAUGGGUUAAAUCAAUAGUCUUUAUGCAUAUAUUAUUGAUCAGUGUUGUAGUUUGAGUGUGUUAAGUUUUAUAUUCCAUUGCCGGGAUCACGCUAUUCAUUCUCUCGUGGCCUGAGAAAACCCCCACUUUGCUCAAUCUACAUUCACAAUCAAUUUACAGAGAUCUAUUUUGUUUGUUAUCAGCAGCACUUAUAAUAAUAUUUUAAGAUCAGCUGUUAAGCAGAUGGCCCUUUCUUUCUUUGCAUAAAACUGGUCACAUGACACAGCACACACCCCUUUCCUUGUGAGUGCAGAUUGAGCUCAAAACUGGCUUUACAGAAUCAGUCUCUAACCGGCUUCAUGAGACUCGUCAUCUCUUAGCUGAGGUUGAAAAGCCUGCUCACUCUAGUUAAAGCCUGACUAUGUCCAACGCUUCGUAGUAGACCCCUCUGUGUUUCUCAGAAAUGUUAAGAUUGGUUUUAGCCCAUGUUUAAACCUUUAUUUUUUAAGUUAAGGGGGUUUUAUGAAGCCAACUUUACCAAAGUCCUUGAGAAACACUGGGUCACAUUUAAACAAGUGCCAUUUUAAGCACUACCACUAGAUGUUGCUAUUCUUCUAUAUAUAUUUUUUUACACUCAAAAUGGUUUGUACUGGGUGUUAUUGCUACUGUUGAAUAAGUGUUAAUAAAAAUAAAACAUUUUUGUGUUUGUAA
Boleophthalmus pectinirostris (great blue-spotted mudskipper) is the source of this 1388-nucleotide messenger RNA. RefSeq names its product protein shisa-5-like. The transcript has 4 exons. The record is from RefSeq and is a predicted model, not a curated record. Lineage: Eukaryota; Metazoa; Chordata; Actinopteri; Gobiiformes; Gobiidae. Bases 174 to 590 code for a protein of 138 amino acids.